Amphimedon queenslandica is the source of this 714-nucleotide messenger RNA. RefSeq lists its product as uncharacterized. The coding region runs from base 84 to 548 and encodes 154 amino acids. The record is from RefSeq and is a predicted model, not a curated record. The transcript has 4 exons. NCBI's taxonomy places the organism in Eukaryota, Metazoa, Porifera, Demospongiae, Haplosclerida, Niphatidae.
CAUUCCCCGCCUCACACACUUAACGACAUUCCCAGCAUUCCAAAGCAAGACCUCCAGCACUGUUGAGCUGCAGAGCAAGCAAGAUGGCAACAGGGUAUGCACAAUACUCAAGACACAGUCUACCUUAUCCAACCGAUCACUGGAGUAAAACAAAGAUAAAGACGUUCCGUCGAACACAGCUACCAACUGGCAAUGUAAUAGUUCUCUGUGCCCCAGAAGUUCCUACUUUAAGGACAAGGAGAUACAGUCUUGACAUUACUCAGUUCAACAGAGCUGGGCUGGUCUCUCGUGGUAUGGGUAGCUCUCAACUCAACGCCGAAAUGAACACCGAGCUCCCCCCACUCACCCUCUCCCACCACCUCAGUACCCCAGGGCCUGGAACAAGCCAGCGCCCCCACAGGGUCUCCUCUGCAAUAACGAGUCAAGACAGAGCUAAGAGGGGCUUCAAGUACUGGGUUGACGAGAGCAAACCAAGCGGUAAUCCAAAAGCAAGGGUUACCAUGGGAUGCAAAGGAACCUUCCUUGGAAUGGGUGUACCACGACUAUAAAAGAAGACUAUAAUGUGCACAUGAACUUUAAUUCUCCCAAUAUCAACAUUAUGCAUACUUAUCACUAUAUACAGAGCUGAUAUAAGUAUUAUGUAGACUAUGCAAUAUUAGUGCAUGUAAAAUGUGUCUUAUUGUUAUGUUAAAAUACUAGCAGAUUAUUUUGAAA